Closterium sp. Naga37s-1 is the source of this 1032-nucleotide messenger RNA. NCBI's taxonomy places the organism in Eukaryota, Viridiplantae, Streptophyta, Zygnematophyceae, Desmidiales, Closteriaceae. The record is from the annotation of a GenBank genome assembly.
AUGGGAAGUCCUCAUAUCGUGGUGUGCAGCAGGGGGACGGCAUCUCUUGCGGGGACGGAGACGCAGAGGACUCCAGACCGACACGAGGAGGAGGCGACGAUGGAAGCGGCUGCAGUGGGGACUGGAGUGGAACUGAGCUUCGCUGCCGUGAAUUCCGCUGCCGCUGUCGACGACUCAGCCCCACCCUCUGCCACUGCCGGGAUGGCACCGUCGCCUGCGGAGGAGCGGGGACUGGAGGCAGAGUGGGGACAGGAGGGGGAGGCGGCGAGGGUGGCGCCACUGGCCCAAGCGGCUGGGGAGGCAGCCGAGGAGAUGAUGACGAGGCCUGGGGCGCGUGCCGAGCAACACGCGGAACAGAGUGCGGUGGACGAGGCUGCCGGUGCGUGCGUCGGAACGCCUGCUGCUGCGGGGCUGAAGGACCGCGGAGGCACGCCCAGGAGGAGGGUGCGAGCAGGGGACAUGGGAGAAGAGGUAGCACAAUCCGGCAACACGGGAGCAGGCGCGGCAGCGGAAGGUGCAGCACAGCCAUCCGAAAAAUCCCCAGCUGAGCUGGCAGAGGACGAGAGCAUCUGGCAACUUGCCAGCGCAUGGGAUGUUACUCCACUCCAGCGGAUGGACCAGCCCUUCCUAGUCCGCCGAAUGCCCCCGAAGAUCCUGGAGAAUUACACGCUGUGCCUUCUGGCGCCUCUUUUGCGCUUAGCUAAGAACCCUGACUGCUUAGGAGCUUGGACGGUGCUGCAGUUCCUACCACGUCUGACCCUUCGGCCCCUACUAGAGCCGGUGGAAGGGAACCGAUGGAUCAAAAUUGAGACGAGGCUACACCACUUCAGGCUCGGUGACCUUGCAGACCUCUACAGUGAAGCCUGCGCCGUACCCGUUACCGAGGCCCCGUCUAGACACCAACCAGAUGACGCAGGCCUCUGUGCGAGGGCAGAAGGGCUGAUUAAAAAAGCGAACAUUUCCAAAGCAGUGGCUGCGCUACAAGUGACCCUGCUAGUGGAAGCAACACCAACUACUCUUGCGGCGUUAUGA